Molecule: messenger RNA, 940 nt
Organism: Colias croceus (clouded yellow)
Lineage: Eukaryota; Metazoa; Arthropoda; Insecta; Lepidoptera; Pieridae
Product: tetratricopeptide repeat protein 36
Exons: 4
Coding region: 155-709 (184 amino acids)
Biological process (GO): cilium assembly
Molecular function (GO): protein binding
Source: RefSeq, a predicted model, not a curated record
AUUAAAUACAAGCUACAUUGCGAUAUAAAGGCAUUAAUUCAAAAAUAAUCGUCCAGUCGUACCAAUAUGCUAAUGAACCAGUUCACAAGUUUAGUUCAGUAUAAAUAAAACCUUUUCGAAGAUAAGCCGUGUGUUUUUUAAAUUUUUAUUUAUCAUGGCUGUCGACAAUCUAAGCGAGAGAGAUCGCGCAGUUUUGAGAAGUAUUUUUGACCCUACAGCGACUAUUGGGGACGUCGUGGAUGAUGGAGACAAGUUUGUCGAAGAUGAUGAAGAAAACUCGCCCGCUAUCGAAGAAUCAAAAGCACUUUGCCUACAAGGUGUGAAGUUAGCUGAAACUGGUAAUUUAGAGGAAGCUUUAGAGCUGAUGAAUAAAGGCAUUGAGGCUGCCCCGGAGCGUGCACCCGGGUACAAUGACAGAGCACAGUUGCUGAGGCUUAUGCAAAGAGAUGACGACGCAAUGUCAGACAUAGACAAGGCUGUACAGUUGACAGUUGGCAAGCGCACGCGUUCCCGCGCUCUAGCGCUGUGUCAGCGCGGCGUGUUGCUGCGAAAGCGCGGGAACGAUGACGAAGCGCGAACUGUAUUCGCUGAAGCGGCUAAAUUGGGCAGCAGUUUUGCUAGGAAACAGGUAGUGGAACUAAAUCCAUACGCAGCGCUUUGCAAUCAGAUGCUAAGCCAAGUUAUGAAGGGAGAAAAUAUCAAAUUGUAAUUCAAUAAAACACAAGGAUCUAAUGGAUUAGAAAUUUAAUUCAUAUUAUUGAGUACAAUUCACAGUUCAUUCGAGAAGAAUCCACACGUACCUCGAGCGAGCUCGAACACCCAACCGUUAUUUAAAUGACAAUUUCACAUGAAAAUGACGAAUGUAACUACAAAUCGAAUUCCACUAAGCUAUUAAUAUCAAAUAUUAGAAUUUAGCAAUAAAAUAUAUUUCAUAAACGCA